Uloborus diversus is the source of this 1331-nucleotide messenger RNA. RefSeq names its product probable actin-related protein 2/3 complex subunit 2 (gene Arpc2). The record is from RefSeq and is a predicted model, not a curated record. Gene Ontology annotation, cellular component: Arp2/3 protein complex; actin cytoskeleton. The coding region runs from base 118 to 1020 and encodes 300 amino acids. Lineage: Eukaryota; Metazoa; Arthropoda; Arachnida; Araneae; Uloboridae. The transcript is spliced from 10 exons. Gene Ontology annotation, molecular function: structural constituent of cytoskeleton; actin filament binding. Gene Ontology annotation, biological process: Arp2/3 complex-mediated actin nucleation; actin filament polymerization.
CGCUUUCACACCCCGUAGGUUGUACUACUUCCGGUCUGAUAAAUGCCUGAAGUAUUCUCUGAUUUUACUAUUAUAGUUUCAUAAAAUUUCUGAAUGAACUAAAAAUAAUUUAUCACCAUGAUACUUCUAGAAAUCAACAAUCGGAUAAUCGAAGAUAUUUUGCGCUUAAAGUUCAAAAAUGCUCUGGCUGGAAAUAAAGCAGAGACUGUUGAUGUUACUGUAGCUGAUUUUGAUGGUGUUUUAUUUCAUAUUUCGAAUCUAAAUGGAGACAAGACUAAAGUUCGUGUGAGUAUCUCACUGAAGUUUUAUAAAGAAUUGCAAGAACAUGGUGCUGAUGAACUGUUACACAGAGAAUAUGGUUCACUGUUAACUACAUCUGAAGAAGGAUAUAACGUUUCGCUUCUCUUUGAUUUGGAAAACAUUCCUCAAAAGUAUGAUGAUUUAAUUCAAAAGGCUGGUCUCUUAAAGAGGAAUUGCUUUGCCUCGGUGUUUGAAAAAUAUUUUGAGUUUCAAGAGAGAGGAGAAGAAGGCCACAAGAGAGCAGUCAUUCACUACAGAGAUGAGGAGACAUUGUAUGUUGAAGCAAAAGCAGACAGAGUUACAGUGGUAUUUAGUACUAUUUUUAAAGAUGAAGAUGAUAUUGUCAUUGGUAAAGUUUUCAUGCAGGAAUUCAAAGAAGGUAGAAAAGCUAGUCAUACAGCUCCACAGGUUCUGUUCAGCCACAAAGAACCCCCGAUGGAACUUGCCAAUACUGAUGCAAGAACUGGUGACAACAUUGGUUACAUUACAUUUGUACUUUUUCCCAGACAUACGAAUAAACAGGCAAGAGACAACACUAUAAACCUGAUCCAUACAUUCAGAGAUUAUUUGCACUAUCAUAUUAAGUGUUCAAAAGCAUAUAUUCACUCUCGUAUGCGUGCCAAAACCUCAGACUUCUUAAAAGUUCUAAAUAGGGCAAGGCCAGAACCAAAAAUUGUAGAAAAGAAAACAAUGAGUGGAAGAACGUUUGUAAGGAACUGAUUAGAACUUCAACUGUACUUCCAAAAUCAAACUGUAAAAUAAUCAUUCUUUUAAAGUGGUUUCAAGAUCCAUCUAAAUCAUGAUCUAUUUUAUGUGACAUCUGAUUUUUGGUAUUUAAAUUUUGUUACAUAUAGAUAAACUGUUCUUUUCUAUUUAAGUUGAUUUGAAUGCUAAAUGCAAAUGGGAGGUUGCCAAUGUUACAUUAGAUUAAUUUAUAAAAUAUUUUUUUUAUAUUUAUAAGUACAUAUUUUAAUAGUACCUUGUUGUUUUUAGAAAAAUGUUUUAGAAACAACUUCUGCUGUAAUUAUAUC